Messenger RNA from Cylicocyclus nassatus, 336 nucleotides. The record is from the annotation of a GenBank genome assembly. NCBI's taxonomy places the organism in Eukaryota, Metazoa, Nematoda, Chromadorea, Rhabditida, Strongylidae.
AGUAAUCUUGCUGAAACCUUGUUUGGCGAUCAAUACUAGCAUGCCUGCUCGCGUCAAUAAUAGAUCAUCCUCGCAACCCACUGCCACACGUACACUUAGGAAAAGAAAAUCUGGUAAUAACACACAGGAAUUUGAAGCUGUCGAAUCUUCUGAUGCUGGCAUAGUUGACUUCAAUGACCUCUCAACGACUUUGAGGAACAAAAUGCCGAAAGAUAUCGAGACUGAAAAACGUGAGAGAAGUGUUGUUCUGGAUGGGCACUUCGCAACUCAUAUCUACUACGAAGUUCUACUAUGUCCAACGUCUUCCUUCGAAAAAGCAUGACACCUGCAGAGCGC